This is a messenger RNA of Mytilus trossulus (common blue mussel), 674 nucleotides long. RefSeq lists its product as uncharacterized. The coding region runs from base 50 to 469 and encodes 139 amino acids. The record is from RefSeq and is a predicted model, not a curated record. The transcript has 4 exons. Lineage: Eukaryota; Metazoa; Mollusca; Bivalvia; Mytilida; Mytilidae.
UGUUGGCCUAAUCCAUGUUCGGAAGGAACAAAAUGUGUUGAAGCACGGAAUGGGCAACAUAUAUGUGUCAGCUUUGAUGUGUAUUGUGAUAACCACAAGUGCAAAAAUGGUGCCACGUGUCGUAAUUCAGUCAACGGCUACAUCUGUUUGUGUCGUAGUGGGUAUCAUGGGCAAUUCUGUCAAAAGAGGUACUGUGAUAACCACACGUGUCAUAAUGGUGCCACGUGUCGUAAUGAAGUCGAUAGGUACACCUGUUUAUGUCCUAAUGGGUAUCAUGGGCAAUACUGUCGAAGGUAUAUCGGAUAUUGAAUUGAAAAGCAACAAUACGGUUCAGAGUGUUUUAGUAUUUACUUUAAAUUUAUGUGAUUUAAAAAACAAAAAAUCAGACUGUUUUCUGAAGAUUCAAGUCAAGGAUAUUGAAUUGAUAUUUAUAAACAUCAACAUAUUUCUGAUUUUGAACUUACCAUGAACAAUGAUGAAAGAAGUGACAUUUUUAUGGUUUCUUAUCUGCAUUUUAAAUCGGCAAUAGAUUCAGUGCAAACAUUCAACAGUUGAUAAUAUGGCAACUUCAUUUAAUUUGUGAAAAUGUUGCCGUUAUGUUUAAAAUAAUCACUCACAAUUUCCAGCUAUCUAGAAUGACUGAAGUAUAUUAUUACGAUUAGCACAAAUGAAAC